Molecule: messenger RNA, 1384 nt
Organism: Drosophila innubila
Lineage: Eukaryota; Metazoa; Arthropoda; Insecta; Diptera; Drosophilidae
Exons: 3
Coding region: 68-1345 (425 amino acids)
Source: RefSeq, a predicted model, not a curated record
AGCAGUUGUAUGAGGAAAACCAACUUGAAGACAAUUAAGUUAUUUGUUCAAGAUAAUCUUAGUGACAAUGUCUACAAGCGAUGAAAACUGUAGAUUGCCUCAUUGGCUGAAAGCAGAUAUAUUUGAAAAGGUACUUAAAGAUACCUAUAAGAAUUUUAAGGAAAUAAAAACAUUCAAGGCAAUGCCAGGCACAAAACCAGGAGACAAUUAUGCUACGAUUAUGCUUCGAGUUGAGCUGGAAAUCGAGCUGAAAGAUAAUACAUCAGAGUCUAUAUCGUACAUGUUGAAAAUACCUCACAAUUCUGCGGCAUAUCAAGAAACCUUGGGGAAUAACAAGAACAACAUAUUUGAUUUGGAACGCGACAUGUUUACGAUAUAUGUGGAAGAGUUUAAGACACUUUAUCGCGAAGUUGGCUUGGAAGUAAAUUUUGGCGCGAAGUGCUAUAAGUUAGAUGUUCCGUAUGAGCACGUAUUGCUAGAAGAUCUCAAGCCGAAAGGUUUUCAACCAGUCCAGUCGGAACAUCGUCUAUCUGGUCUCGAUGAGGAGCAUACUCUAGCUGUGCUCAAGAAAUUGGCCCAAUGGCAUGCGGCAUCGGCAGUCCGGGUUGCCACAAUUGGUCCCUAUCCUACACAGAAGAUGGAAGGACUUUUCUCUGAGGAUGGCAAACUCUUCAUGGAAAAAAUUACUGAUGGCUUAAUAGGAUACGUCCUAAAAUCUCUAUCAACGAUCGAGGGACACGAGGCCUACUACGAUGAUGUUAAAAAUAUGGAAGGACACAUUAUGGAGAAUGCUGUGCAAGUCGGAGCUGUUGAUCCCAAUGAGUUCAAUGUGUUGAAUCACGCCGAUUGUUGGAUUAACAAUAUGAUGUUCCUUCACGAUAAGAAAACGGGCAAAUUAUUGGAAUUAUGCCUGGUCGACUAUCAAAUGUGUAAAUAUGGCAGCGUAGCAAUUGACCUGCUGUAUUUUUUACUAUCAUCACCUAAAUUGGAACUCAAACUAAACAAGUUUGAAUUCUUCAUUAAACAGUAUCACGAUCAACUGAUAAAACAUCUGAGAUUAUUGAAUUAUACUCAAAAACUGCCCAGUCUUAUUGACAUACAUACUUCCAUCUUGAAGAACGGCAUUUGGGGAUAUGUUACUUCGUGUGGUGUCCUAACGGGCUGUCUGUUGGAAAAUACGGAAACUGCAAGCUUUGAAAAUUUAUUAGUCGAUACGCAAGCUGGAGAUGAGUUCAGAACACUGUUAUUCAAUGGCAAAAUUUAUAAAGAGCAUCUUAAGGUAAUCAUGCCCUGGCUUCACAAUAGAGGAGCACUCCAACUACGUAUUACGAAUGGUUCCACUUAAAAAUAUAAGAUGGAUUUAACAAAUAAACAAAUUUUCUAG